CAUCCAAUUAGUUUUUAUAUUAAUUUAUUGGAUAAUAAUGGACACACAAAGACUGAGAGUUGGAUUCUACAUGUACAUGUGAUUUUGUUCGACUUUUUGUAUACACAAGUUUUUAUCCAAAACCAUACAACUGACAACAGUUAAUAAACAUAAAUUAAAAGCUAGACAUACAAGGCAGUCUCUUAGAAUAUAGUUUGUCUAUAGACCAAUGCCAAUCUUAUAUUAUAAUAAAAAGUUGUUUUACCAUUAUUCUUCUUUCCCCACUUGGAUAUAAAAUCCAACUCGUAGUCCUGUUUUCCAACUUUAUAGUAUUUAUUUUCUCAUAUAACCAUUUUUGUACAAGUAUAGAAGAGAGCCACGAGGAGAAUCCUACCAUAUCAUAAUUUCAACAGUUGUUAAGUUACAAGUCUCUGCAAGAACACACAGACACACGUCUCUCCCAAGUCUCAACAACCAAUCAUCGAUCAGCUCAGUUCACAUUCUAUUUUUCUGGGUAUCUUCAAGUCCGUUGGUUAAAGAAACGUCAUGCACAUGUCUUAUAUGUUGGGUUGUUCUAAUGGCACCGUUGCGAUCGCCACCGCCAUGGUUUUCUCAAGCACUGCUCUGUUUCUCGCGACGGCUCGUCAGUUCUAUGGGAAUCAAACCUCGCAGGUUCAUGAUCAGACUCCACCAUCACCACCAAUCCUCCGUUCUUGUCUAUCUUCUUCAGAGGGAAUGAAGAAACAGAGGAGGAAGAAGAAGAAAGUUCGCUUUGCCGAGAAUGUGAAGGAUACGAAAGGGAACGGUGAAGAGUACCGGAAGAGGAUGGAACUGAGCCGGAGAACCGUACCGGAGAUAGCGACUAAACCGGGAAAGACCGGUUCAAUUUGUGGAAUAUCCACGCUGCCAGCGAACCGGAUGGCUCUGUACAAUGGGAUUCUCAGAGACCGAUCUCACAGAACUCAAUGUUCUUAUUGACUUUUCUUCUUGGACCAAACAAAGUCAAUAUAUUUAUGUUUGAAAAUUGUAGUAGGUGGCUUCUUUUGUUCAUACUUCACACUAGUAGCUGUAGUAGUAUGUGGACUUCGUCUUCUCUGCCUUUUCUAGUUGUUUGUUAUAAAAUCAAAGUGACAAUGUAAAAACCAUAGAAUUGAUAUUGAUUGUGGUAAACUUUUA
Molecule: messenger RNA, 1155 nt
Organism: Brassica napus (rape)
Lineage: Eukaryota; Viridiplantae; Streptophyta; Magnoliopsida; Brassicales; Brassicaceae
Exons: 2
Coding region: 526-957 (143 amino acids)
Source: RefSeq, a predicted model, not a curated record